Molecule: messenger RNA, 728 nt
Organism: Mesorhabditis spiculigera
Lineage: Eukaryota; Metazoa; Nematoda; Chromadorea; Rhabditida; Rhabditidae
Source: the annotation of a GenBank genome assembly
AUGGAGCGCUUCUACUACAGUUUUGCCUAUUUUUUGAUACCAUUCCUGUUCUCACGAAUACCACUUACCUAUUUUGAAUUAAACUAUCCCUAUGAGAAAAUUUAUACAGAAGAAGACAUCUGCCCCAGCUACGUUUUAAUAGCUACCUUUAUUCAAGCCACAAUGUUUGCGCUGAUACCUUGUUGUCUAAUAGGAUGCCUGGUCGAGCGAAUCGUAGCUACGGUUAAAGUUGCAACUUACGAAAUUUACUACUACCCGCGGUUUUUCGACGCUUACAUCAUAGUCAACUAUUUUUGCGCUGUCGGCGUGGGAGGGUUAUAUACUUUCGGAUAUUUCACGCCGUUACACGAGGCCAUCCUUGCGCUUGCCGGUACUGCCGCAGCAACUCUAGGCACCGUAAUCAUCAUUAUACUUUCGGAACGCUCGAAACAUAACUCGUCUCCUCGUUAUACGCUUAGUAAGCGAUAUCAACAACUUGAGAACCACAAAGCUAUGAAGUGCACAGUCGUCUAUGUGAGCUUUGCCGGAAUGAUGAAUAUCAUCUUUUCCGUACUAUACCUCCUUAACCAGUAUGCCGACUCACGCUAUUGGGCCAACGUUGCUGGGAUUGCUAUUAAUGUCCAUAUUGCUAUUUACGCAAACAUCAUGCAAUACGUCGGGUACAUCUCAAAUCGCCAAAUGUACGAGUUGACGAGUGGCAUCGCGAUGAAAAAAUUGCGUGAAAUUAG